CAGGGAGAUGAGCGAGAGAACUGACAGACAUAGUCCUCUCUGUUACUGCAGACAACAGGAGUGUUUGACCAGCAGCAGCGACAAUGCCUGACAUGACAGAACGGAUUUAGUCACUGUAGCAAUUACGGCAACAAUUUAUAUGUUAGAGAAUAUCAGACGAUAUUGUAAUAUUGUUGAAGUGUUGUCUGGGAGAGGGUGGAGACAAUGGGAUGGCUGCUCUGCUCUGACUGAGUGAUGGUCUCUUACCUCACCUCUGGGCGCUGUCUCUGGCUGAACACUGGAUGCAAGGACGUCCAAGGAGGGAGGAAGGGACAGGAGACGAGCGGACCCUGCCUGCUGCUGGAGACUGGCUGCAUCAUGCCGCACCCUGUGUCACUGUGACGUUUACUAAUCUUCUCAGGAUCUCUGAAAGCAUUCUGUACUGAGUCUCCUCCUCACGCUUUGUGCACUGAAAUGGAGGAGUCUCUAGAGCUGGUGUGUUUCUACUGCAUCGUCUGCCAUGGCAUCCCCCAUUGGUACCCUAGAGAAUAAUCUGCACAGCGCCCAGAAGAACCUGCUCUUCCUCCAGCAGGACCAUGCCAAGACACUGAAAGGUCUACAUGCAGAGAUCCGCAGACUACAACAGCACUGUACAGACUUGACAUAUGAGCUGACAGUGAGAAGUUCAGAUCCAACAGACAGCAGUGAGGCACGCUGCAGGGAGCUACACAGUAAGUGUGAGGAGCUUGAGGCUCAGCUGAAAGUGAAGGAGGAGGAGAACACUGAGCUGCUGAGGGACCUGGAGCAGAAGAAUGCUAUGAUCUCUGUCCUAGAGAACACCAUCAAGGAAAGGGAGAAGAAGUACCUGGAGGAGCUGAAGAUGAAGAGCCACAAGCUGGCUGUUCUGUCUGGAGAGCUGGAGCAGAGAGCCAGCACCAUUGCCUACCUCACCUCUCAGCUCCACGCCACCAAGAAAAAGCUCCUGGCAGGCAGCUCCUCUGAGGCCAGCCCCAACGUCAGCCCUGUGAGCUCCUACAAGCCCUCCCCUCCCAAAGCCAAGGACCGUCAGUCUGGCCCUGAGACCCCUCUACGCCGCAUGAAGAAGAGCCUGUCUCAGCCGCUGCACUCUGAGUUAACCGAGCUGUACCGGCUGGGUUCUGACGGGAGGAGGAUGGUCCUACGGGAGGCGGUGGACGCCAUGCCCGACCCCACCCCAUUUCUGCAGGCAGCUCGAGACACGCCUGAUCUACAGAUGGUACGAGACCGGCCUGCCGUCAUCCCCCCCAUCGCCUGUGAUCGCUCGUCCAGCCCCCGCCACAGCCUGGCACGGGACCGUCAGCACCGGGCACACGUGGGCGUUGCACACCGCAUCCACCACAGCACCCCUCCACUAGUGCCGUCUCAGCCAGAGGUGGAGAUGCUGGCUGUGGACCAGGUCAAUGGGGACAAGGUGGUGAGAAAGCGAUCCGGGGCGGACAGAACAGUUUAACACACGACAAGAGCGGGAAGGAGCAUCACCUACUGUAUAAUCAGCUGCUUUUUAUGCAAUUCUGCAAUGAGCAAAAGAAAGUCAAAUGGGAUACAGACAAAAAAAGAAAAAUGUCACUUUCUUCACUUCAAAAAAACGUUUUUAAUAUGUAGACACGGACUACUGUAAGCAUGCCAAAUGUUUUGUUUUGAAACCCAUGUGACUUAAACAUCCUGUCCUUUUUGCAUGGUCUCUCAUCUCACUCCAUCUUACAUCGUGUGCAUAAACUUCUCCGCCAAACAUCUGCAUUAUUGCCUGCUUACCUGGUGAAUCCAAUACACAUCGUCAUAGUUAAUACUACAGUUAAGUUAUCCAUACUUCAUCUGGUCAGCAAUACUGUCCGGACAGAUAAACAAGCUAUAUGAAGUCUGUAGCUACUUACAUGUUAUAGAAGUUAACUUAUUAAACUAAUACUCCCUAAAUGUUCUUCAUCUUGUGAUGUUAAUACAUUAACAGAAACAAAUCACACAAAUGAAUUGGUAAUUGUCUAGUUAUCACACAAAUGAAUUGGUUACAUGUCAUGGGCAUUUCUAAGACAUAAUCUACACAGAACUGUCUGACCUAUGUGUCCGUGAUCUCUGUAAAUAUGUGAUGAAUUUUUUAUUUAUUGUUUGUUUUACUUUUAAUAUAGAAAAAUACAUCUCAAGUAUCGAAAAGUGGCAUAAUCACUUAUUGUCAUGCUUCUCACAUCACACUUACUCGUCCUUGAAUACUAUGUAUAUGACAAUAUAAUAAAGCAGUCUUUUUUAGUUA
Messenger RNA from Oncorhynchus masou masou (cherry salmon), 2260 nucleotides. RefSeq names its product coiled-coil domain-containing protein 92-like. The transcript is spliced from 5 exons. The record is from RefSeq and is a predicted model, not a curated record. NCBI's taxonomy places the organism in Eukaryota, Metazoa, Chordata, Actinopteri, Salmoniformes, Salmonidae. The coding region runs from base 500 to 1468 and encodes 322 amino acids.